UCGCCCGCGGCUAUUUAUGUACGAAAACGUUACCUCAUUGUCAAGGCUUUAAUAGAAGUAUAUUGUCAUACUUUUGUGUCAAAUAUUAUAGAUAAAUGAAUAAUAAACCUAAAUCAAUGGCUAAAUAUAUCGAUAUAGGCCAGAAAUUAACUUUAAACAGCAGUGUCUGAGAGCAAGAUUUGCUAUAUAAACGGCAGCCAUUUGUAAAAUAGAGUGGCUUCCCCCUGAAUCUGGCGCUAAAGCUUAUAAAAAUAAAACUUAGACAAGAUGGCUGCUAUAGUAAAUGAGCAUGGUUGCAUCUGUUGGAAACAUCGCUAGUCUUCAUUUAUUACGGAAAAGUUUUAAUUCAAUUGUUUAAAAACAGAUCAUGGUCCUGGAGGACAGCCUUGACCUGAAGAAGCAGCGCAUGCUGUUGUUAGUGUCCCUGUACACCGUGCUAGCCUUUGUUGUUUACAGCUACCUCUAUGACAUCCUUGUUCUUCUGGUGCUGCUGCUUACCCUGUGGCUCAUUCAUGACCUGAUUAAAAAUUAUACCAAGGAGUAUGUGGAUCCCUCUGGGAAGUAUGUCUACAUAACAGGAUGUGAUUCAGGUUUUGGGCUAGAGGCUGCCAAAGCCUUGAGAGAGAUUGGCCUUAACGUUAUAGCUGGCUGUUUCUAUGACAGCAGCCCUGGGGCUGUGGAACUCAGGGCCAGGCCGUGGGUCAAGAAAAUUGAGGUGGUCAUACUGGACGUGUCCAACGAGGCAAGCGUCCUGGCCUGUGCUGAAGAGGUCAAACACAUCUGUCAGGAUCAGGGCAUCUGGGCUGUGAUCAAUAAUGCAGGGAUCAACUGUUUUGGCCCAGCAGAACUGGUAACCAUGGAGAUGUUCCACAGGUGUGCCGAGGUCAAUCUGUUUGGUGCUAUCAGGGUCAUCAAGUCAGUGCUGCCUCUGAUUCGACAAGCUGAAGGUCGAAUCAUCAACGUGACCAGUGAGGCUGGGUUCAACCCCCAGAAGGACAGGUCCCCGUACUGCACCACCAAGUUUGGCCUGGAGGCUUUCUCUGCCUGCCUGCGUAAGGAGAUGGACCCAUUGAAUGUUAAGGUCAUCACGGUGGCACCUGGGGAGUUUGCUGGGGCAACAAGUGUGGCCAAACAAAACAUUAAUGACUCCAUGAUAGAAAAACUCCUCCAGUCCCAUUCAGCCUUGUCCCUACAGGACCAACAGAACGCCUACAGGAAGGAGAACAUUGUAGGGAUGAAGGACAAAGUGCAGGCGGCCAUUGAGAGGUCCUGCUGUAGUUCUGAGCCAGUGGUCAAUGCUUAUGUGGAUGCUGUCCACAACGCUGACCCACUGCGGUGCUAUAUGGUGCAUGGGCUUAAAAGGAAGUGCUUGGAUCCAUUGAUUAUCAUGGCCCGCUGCCGUCCAUUCAUUCCAGAAAAAUGUGUGCACAUUGUGGAGAAGUUCUUCUUCGCUAUUCUUAACUAGGGACUAACUCAUUAGACUAUCAGCGACUCUGAAUGUGACUACUCUUCAGUUCAUGUGUAGUGUUUUAAAAAAUUGUAUUAUCUGUAAUACAAAUAUUAUGGUACAAUAAUAUUACAGGUAAUAUUGUACAAUAAUGUUACAGAUAAUAUGGUAUGAAUAUCUUGUGUUGUGUUCCACUUGCGUCACCAUUCAACCCUUUUCUAUUAUUAGUCAGAUUUUACAUCUUUUCAUUUUAUUUACCUUUUGGUAGAAUGGUUAUUUUUCUUUGGUGAAUGAAAAUUUUUUUUUUACAUGAGAAAAGGUUUUGCCUCUAUAAUUA
Molecule: messenger RNA, 1784 nt
Organism: Physella acuta
Lineage: Eukaryota; Metazoa; Mollusca; Gastropoda; Physidae
Product: D-beta-hydroxybutyrate dehydrogenase, mitochondrial-like
Biological process (GO): steroid metabolic process
Cellular component (GO): intracellular membrane-bounded organelle
Molecular function (GO): oxidoreductase activity
Source: RefSeq, a predicted model, not a curated record